Suillus paluster is the source of this 555-nucleotide messenger RNA. RefSeq lists its product as uncharacterized. Lineage: Eukaryota; Fungi; Basidiomycota; Agaricomycetes; Boletales; Suillaceae. The coding region runs from base 1 to 555 and encodes 184 amino acids. The record is from RefSeq and is a predicted model, not a curated record. The transcript is spliced from 9 exons.
AUGUCUCAAUAUUUUAUCAUGGAUUCAAUGUAUUGGCUGGCUUCAGAUGGCAACAUUCAAGUAUAUGAAAGGAGCAAUGAUGCACUGUUCACAUUCCAGAGCACCACCAUGGGCCACUCAGGUGCAGUGGAGUCGCUGCUUGGGAUCCUGUUCAUGGUGUCUGGUGAGUGCCACUGGUGGUCACCCGCAUCUUUGGAACCUAACACCAGACAGUGGGCUGCCUACCUCCUGACAAACAGUUGUGUUGCCCGCACAGUUCACUUCUACUACAAUGGUGCUUCCCUCCUAAUCUGCUAUUCUAUCGAACCUUGGGAUCUAAAGUGGCGCAAGAAGGUGCAAGGAAGAAUUGGCAAUGCUGUUCUUGAGGGCAGUUUCCUGCUUGUGAGCAAUCUCAAAGACAGGGUGGAUAAAUACACUGUUCCUACCACCCAGUGCAUACAGUCCUUUAACCAUGUGAUCCUCUGCAAUGUUCCUCUGCAAAUCUCUGUUGCUCAGCAGGAGUUUGGACUGGAUAAACUAUUGUUUGCUAGGAUAGAUGGGAGUUUAGACUCAUGA